AUGCUGAGCGAUAUACCGAGACGCACCAAAGCCGUUUCCAUGGAAACCGGCGGACUACCUCUAGUGUCAACAUUUGCUUUACUCACUAUUGUUGCAGGUCAACUACAAGGGUCAGGAUAUAACGAGCCGGAGCCAGAAUUUCUGUCGCCCUUAGAAAAUCUGACCGUAGCACAAGGAAGAGAUGUUCAUUUCACUUGCACCGUUAAUCAUUUGGGAACUUAUAAGGUGGCCUGGAUAAAAUCGGACACGAAGACGAUUCUGGCGAUCCACACACACAUGGUGACAUUGAACCCGCGACUGUCAGUUACACACAACGGGCACAACACUUGGAAGUUGUACAUCAGCAAUGUGGAGCCCAAAGACUCUGGUACCUACAUGUGUCAGAUUAACACUGAUCCCAUGAUGAGUCAGAUGGGUCAUCUUUCAGUGGUGAUACCGCCAGAGAUAGCCGAUGAAGAUGGAUCGGAAGCAAGUGCUCCUGAAGGUGGGUCGGUGGAACUGCGGUGUACAGCUUCCGGGGUGCCUGAACCUAACAUAUCUUGGAAGCGGACCUUGGGUAGGAACAUUAUCCUGCGUGACAGUAAUGGACAGGAACUGAAAGUGGUGGACAGCUAUGUUGGUUCAACUCUUGUGCUGAAAGGCCUGCGGCGUUCGGACAUGGGCACCUAUCUGUGUAUCGCAGCCAACGGCAUUCCGCCUACAAAGAGCCGCCGCUACGAGGUCACCGUACUCUUUGAACCUAUAGUUCGGGUGGCGAGUCCAGUUGUGCUGAGAUCAACAGACAUGCAAGUUACGCUGCAGUGCUACGUUGAGUCGUCUCCUAAAUCUCUAAAUACAUGGCAGAGAGGAAAAUCACACAACAGUGGGAAACUUUUGAACAGCUCCAAAUACGUUAUAUCCGAAGAGAUAUUGAACGAGUACGCGUUGCGUAUGAACUUGACUAUAACUCGUCUUAAGAAGAAUGACUUCGGCGACUACACGUGCUCGGCUGUCAACGGGUAUGGGAGAGCAGAUGGAGCUAUUAAUUUAAAAGAAACACCACAGAAGACGACCACAACUACGAGCACAACAACCACGACGACCACGACCACGCGACCGUCCACCACCACAGCGUCGACGACCCGCCCCUCCAAGGUCCACGUGAAGAAGCCGCAUGACCGCGCCAACCAGAACGCGCUGGACGCGGAUCCGCGGCAAGUCGAGCUCAAUAACGCCUUCAACUUUUACAACGUCAACGUUUUCAUUCCCAACACGACUAACAAUGAUUACUCUCAACGAACCGAGAGACAGAAGACUCGACCGACCGGCUCUCCGCGACACUACAUCUCCUACAGCAGCGCUAACAAACAAAAACUAACUUCACUCGUAUUAUUCAUUCUACUAAAACACAUCGUAUAG
Molecule: messenger RNA, 1398 nt
Organism: Bombyx mandarina (wild silkworm)
Lineage: Eukaryota; Metazoa; Arthropoda; Insecta; Lepidoptera; Bombycidae
Product: lachesin
Cellular component (GO): neuron projection
Source: RefSeq, a predicted model, not a curated record